Messenger RNA from Sander lucioperca (pikeperch), 5288 nucleotides. RefSeq names its product growth hormone receptor a (gene ghra). Gene Ontology annotation, molecular function: cytokine receptor activity; protein binding. The record is from RefSeq and is a predicted model, not a curated record. The transcript has 10 exons. Gene Ontology annotation, cellular component: membrane. The coding region runs from base 488 to 2374 and encodes 628 amino acids. Lineage: Eukaryota; Metazoa; Chordata; Actinopteri; Perciformes; Percidae.
GUCCUCAAAAAAUAAAAUAAAUAAAUGAUAAAUAAAUUGGGAUUUGCUUCUUUGUUUAAACGUUGGCUCUUACCAGAAUACGUGACAGGGAGGUAAGCUCCUUUGCCUACUAGAGGGUUUUAUUUUGGAAGUUUGAUUCCGGCAGUCUUUCUCUCUGGCUCUCCUCUCUGUGGUCAUAAUGGAGUAGAUUGGAUUGUUGGCGGAUGAGGGCGCUUCACCGCCAUUUGAAACACAGAGCUACGUCGCGUGUGUGUAUCUGUAACGGAGUAGCAGAUAAGACAACAGUCCUUACUACGAAGGCUACACAGACAUUGGGUCAUGGUAAAAUCGUGAUCGGAGAGAUCUAACUGGGCCAAGCAGGCUGAAGUGAAGAAGCAGGACUUUUCGUGGCUGUUGGUGCUCACGCUGGCCAUCCGAUGACCAAGUUCUGAAAAGUCGAUCUGCGCUGUCUUUGCAGUUUUUCAGCUCGAGACUACGAAAUAACAUCAUGGCUGUCUUGUCCUCUUCCUCCAAUAUCCUGCUCCUUCUCCUAAUUUCUUUCCUGGAUUGGCUGUCGACUCAAGGAUCUGCAUUUAUCAUGGGCCGGGACCACGCGACGUCAUCAGCUCCCGUUGAACCUCACAUCACAGAGUGCAUAUCGAGGAACCAGGAGACGUUCCGAUGUUGGUGGAGUCCAGGGAGCUUCCACAACCUGUCCUCCCCUGGAGCACUCAGAGUUUUCUACCUUAAGAAAGUCUUGCCCACCAGUGAAUGGAUAGAGUGUCCAGAGUAUAUUUAUUCAAAUAGGGAGUGCUUCUUUGAUGUAAACCACACAUCCAUUUGGGUCCCCUACUGCCUGCAGCUCCGCAGCCAAAACCACACCUAUUUCAAUGAGGAUGACUGUUUCACUGUGGAGAAUAUCGUACGUCCUGACCCACCAGUGUCUUCAAACUGGACCCUGCUGGAAAUAAGUCCCUCUGGGCUAAGUUAUGAUGUCAUGGUCAACUGGGAGCCCCCACCCUCUGCAGACGUUGAGAUGGGCUGGAUGCGCAUUGAGUAUGAGAUCCAGUACAGAGAGAGAAAUACCACAAACUGGGAAGCAUUGGAGAUUCAGCCGCACACACAGCAGACAAUCUACGGUCUGCACAUAGGAGAAGAGUACGAAGUGCACAUCCGCUGCAGGAUGCAGGCCUUCACUAAGUUUGGAGAGUUCAGCGACUCCAUCUUCAUUCAAGUGACUGAGAUUCCCAGCAAAGAGUCUACUUUCCCACUCACACUGGUUCUUCUUUUCGGGAUUGUGGGCAUCCUCAUAAUUAUCAUGCUUAUUGUCGUCUCUCAGCAGCACAGAUUGACGUUGAUUCUUUUGCCACCGGUUCCUGCACCCAAAAUUAAAGGCAUCGAUCCAGAGCUGUUAAAGAAGGGGAAGCUGGACGAGCUGAAUUUCAUCCUGAGUGGUGGAGGUAUGGGUGGCCUACCCACUUAUUCACAAGAUUACUACGAAGGCGAGCCAUGGGUGGAGUUCAUAGAGAUAGUUGCUGAGGAUGCAGAUACUGGAGAGAAGGACAACCAGGGCUCAGACACCCAGAGGCUCCUAUCCCAAGGCAUCAGCCACCACAUGAACAUAAGCUUUCCUGAUGAUGACUCAGGCCGGGCUAGCUGUUAUAACCCAGAUCUGCCUGACCAAGACACCCUAAUGCUGAUGGCCACCCUGCUGCCAGGCCAACCGGAGGACAGAGAAGCCUCCUUCAAUGUUGUAGAAAGAGCCCCAGCCCCAGAAAGAGGCGAGAGGCCCCUGGUCCAAACUCAAACUGGAGGGCCCCAGACUUGGGUCAACACAGACUUCUAUGCGCAAGUCAGCAAUGUGAUGCCCUCCGGGGGCGUGGUACUGUCUCCUGGCCAGCAACUCAGAGUCCAGGAGAGCACCUUAGCCACAGAGGAGAAAACACAAAAGAAAGAAAAAAAACACAAAUGGAGUGAGGACACUGAGGACAAUAAGCAGAAGGAGCUGCAGUUUCAGCUACUGGUAGUGGAUCCAGAAGGAAGCGGCUACACCACAGAGAGCAAUGCCUGGCGGAUCAGCCCUCCCCCUAGCUCCCCCAUGCCUGGCGAGGGUUAUCAACCCAUACACCCUCAGCCAGUGGAGACCAAACCUGCAGCCACAGCAGAGGAUAAUCAGUCGCCUUACAUUCUUCCUGACUCUCCCCAAUCCCAGUUCUUUGCUCCUGUUGCAGACUACACAGUGGUACAGGAAGUGGACAGUCAACACAGUCUGCUCCUCAACCCGCCCCCCUGCCAGUCUCCCCCUCCCUGCCUGCCAGAGCACCCACUCAAGGCCAUACCUGCUAUGCCUGUGGGGUACAUCACCCCAGAACUGCUGGGGAACCUCUCACCCUAAAAUGACAAUGCCAUCAGGCCUUUUAAGGAUCAUGAAGUCCCUAGCAGUCACAAAAGCCUGUUUCUACCUGAUUCCUGCUGGAAACCAAAUAACUUGCAGCACACAGUGUGGAUUAGAGUGUACAGGCAUUUGUUUUCAGAGGGUGCUGAAAAGGCAGAGUUGAAAAGCUACCAAGGUGUAUUCUUGACUCUUUUACAUCUGCUACAUCACUUAAUUUGAUGCAUAGGCAGCCAGAAGUAAACACCACAAACCUGCUCUAUUUGUUGACAUCCAUGCAUAAGACACACACAGAUAGUAGGCUGCGACUGUGAUUGUAAUGAGUCAAAAGGCAUUAGCUUACUGCUAAACUGCGUUGGAUCACAUUACAUAUCUGGCUAAUUGUGUUUAGAGCAAUGGCAUUGUAGAAGUCUUAAUGUUAAAGAGAGAUGUCAGUGUAUGAUUGAUCGGGAGAAGCACAUUCUAGUCAUGUUUUUCACACUACACCAAGAAGAAGCUGUCAUUAAUACCUCUUGCUGGAAGAGAUGUUUUGCCGCUCAAUUGUGGCUUAUUUUGUAUUCUUAUAUUUGUUAUCACAUUGUCAUCUUAUUAGUACUUUAAGGAAAGUCCAACCUAAAAUGCAGUUGAAAACACUACUAUGCAAUUAUACCUUGCAUUCCUGGCUUCAUUUUAUGUAAUGGUAUGCUGUUCACAUUACCAUGAAUAUGUAGCCAAACGUAGAUUAUAUGAUGUCAAGAUAUUUUUAUCUAUCUACAAUAGAGUUUAUUAGAAUAAAUACUUUCAACAACUGAAAAGAACAUACAUUACAAAUGUGCACACACAUACAUAAGUCACUGGGGCAAAAGGCAUUCUGGGAAAUGAAGGAAAUCACUAACUGAAGUAAAAGUAGAGGUGACGAAUAAAAGGGAAAUCAAACCAAUUGAUCUAAUUCCUGGAAUGCAUUGGAUAUUACAGACUGAUAAUACAAUUUGCAGCAUAGAAUCAUUUAUUCCAUUUUAUUCUGACAUGCAUACUGACAUGUUGCUUAGAGUGCUGAACAGCCAUUCUUGUGGUAAGAGGAAUAAUUUAUUCAGAUUCAUUCACAGCUGGGAGCCGCCCAGUACAAACAGUGCUUUGGUAUACUGAGCACCACCAAGUGCCUUGCUCAAGGGCACAUUGAUAUAGUUAUUUCGCAGAAGGGAAGGGACACAGAUACACACCUAGCAGUUAUUGAAUUUCGUCUUUUGACUGCAGCCAAGUCUCACCUUUACAACCAGCACUCACUCAUAUAAACUAAACCUUAAUGAGCAAGCUUUCUACUUAGGAGUUUUCUUCUCAUGUUUCAUCGUUAUUGCAGGGACAGCAACUGGAACAAGUUGAAAGACUGUGAAAGUAUUUAAAAGAUGUAAUUAGCUAACAUUUUAUAGUUACUUAAGUACACGUUAUCAACCUGUGCCUAUGAUAAUGUUAUUGGCUUGCCAUUUCUGUGCUAGGAUUUGUGCAUUUAUGUAUUGCUAUGUACAGGCAAGUGCUGCUAUGUAUAGGUGAAUUGUUGUAAAGCCUCUCUGUUCAUAGAUCCAUGACUAAAAACCUGCACGUGCACGAACACAGUAACAUACAUGCAUAAGCACACACUACAUCAAAAACAUUUGCCUUAAUUGAUAUUUAAUGUUGCCUUCCUGACGUAGUCAUAAAUAAUGAGCUGAAAAUUGUCGAAGAAAAUAGUUGCAAGGGUAAAAAUGUCCUUAAACCGUCACUUGCACAUUUCGGAUCAUGCUCAUAAAGCUGACCACAAUUUCCAAACCAAAAAUGUUGUUCAGGGCUAGUGCUGAAAGACUUUAAAUUUCAAGUGGCGGUUUGAUAGAGCGACAGAUACAAUUUUGAGUAUUUUUGGUCAGGCAUACUAGGUAAUAUGUGGGUAAUUAGGCAUGGAUUCCUAGUUACUUUGCACCCAUACUUUUCUUAGAAUAACCACAUUUAGGACAAAACCUUGGACAGAAUCUGUUGCUUAAUUAUUUAUUUAGUCAGAUUAGCUUGUGGUGUAAGCUUGCCCUUGGUUCAUUGACCGUAUAUGCUUUUUUAUAAUGGCCUGUGUGGGUGAGAGGGUAGCAGAGGAAACCUGUUGUCAGGUUUUUAGGCUCCUCAUAUGUUUUCAUCCUAUGAAUUCUAUCAUAAAGACUUUUACAAUAUGCCAAUAACAAACACAGCAGCAUUGCAUAUUGUAUACAAUAAGCUGUCUAAGCUUAGGCUAAUAGAGGUUGUGCGAUAUAUGUAUGGUUUUGUGAUGCAACAUAAUUAAUUUUCAUUACAGCGAGUCUAUAAUUGAGUCUGAAGUAUUGUUAUUGUGUAACAUCAAGGCAGCCUCCAAAUGAGCACAACACAGCAAAACAUACUUCACCGUGCAAAGGAAACACAUCCUGCCUUUGAACUGUGUUGCUGUGGAAUCCUCCUUAAGAUAAACAGGCUAAGCAGAUAGAAUAGGUAUUUUGUAUUAGACAAUCCAAUGAAGAAGAGAGACAAAGUAAGAGCCAUAAAAUGACAAUUUUUAAAACUGUGAAUAUGAUAGAUAUGUGCCAUUUUUCUCUUUCUGUCUCUCAGAGCUCAGUGUCCUGUUGUUUCUGCCUAGUGCUGAUGAUACCAGCAAUGCAAUGCAAUGCUGUUGCAGAAAUGUCUUAAUAUAUUUGCUAGUGCUGUAAAAUUACAAGUAUAUAUAUUUUUAUGUCAAUAAUGUUACUAAUCACAAUAUGUUGCUGCUCGGUACAUGUAUAUUUCCUGCAUUUAGCCUUACUGUAGUGGGAAGGGGUCAUUCAAGAGAGUGCAACAAUCUCUGUAUUGUGUGUAUGUUUGGUGAUAAAACCUUCAAAUUGAAUGAUACUGAAAAUGUUUUGCCUGGGAGAAAUGGGAAGGUUUGGUUCAGCUAUCUGAUCAGUCAUCAGGA